AUGCUGGACUGGCACUUCGUGCUGGAAGGCAGCCCCGGCACACCGUACGAGAACGGGUGGUACCACGGACGGCUCAGAUUCCCUGCCGAUUACCCCUUUAAACCGCCAAGCAUCAUGAUGCUUACCCCCAACGGACGAUUCGCCACCAGCACUCGCAUAUGCAUGAGCAUGAGCGACUUCCACCCCGAGACGUGGAACCCCAUGUGGUCUGUCGCCAGCAUUCUCACCGGCCUUCUCUCCUUCAUGUCGGACGAUGCAGUGACGGCGGGCAGCAUAGUGGCGUCGGAGGCGGACAGGCGCAAGCUAGCACGCCUCUCCAUGCCCAACAACUGUCGCAGCCCCGUGUUCCGCAACCUCUUCCCCGACCUCGUGGACGGCUACACCGCCUCACUGGCGUCGGCAGCACACGCAGCAGAGGGUGGUGCUGAUGCCGCCAGCAGAGCGCAGGGGGAGGGUGCGGAGGGGAGGGGUAAGGGCGCGGGGAAGGGCAGGCGGGUGGUGGAAGCUGCUGCUGGGGUGGUGGGGGGGCGGGAAGGGAAGGGCAGUGAAGGGGGGAGGGAGCUGAGGGUAGGAGGAGGUCAGGGAGGGGCAGAGAGAAAAGAGGGGGGCGUGCGGAGGGUGAUUAGAACAGGAAGGAAGACGGGUGUUGCUGGUGCGUUUAGCGCAGGGAAGGCAGUAGAGGCAGGUGCGGCAGGAUCAGGCAGUGCGAGUGGGAAGCCACAGCCAGGCCUGUCGAGCUUGUCGUUCUGGGUGACUGCUGCAGUUGUGCUGCUGUGUGGGGCUUUCGAGGCUGCCGUGCAGUGCCCUCCGCGUGAACAGCAGCAGCUGAAGCCCGCUGCUGCAUUUUCAACCGACGCCCGCUUCACCUUCCCUUCAUUCCUCGCGCACACGCUCGCUGCCGCUGCCACCUUGCACCCCAGCGCGCAGCUCUCACACGCGCUCACGCGCAUCCACGCCGCCAUGCACCGCCCCUCGUCCCCCGCGCCUGCGCCACCAUCGUCCCCGCCGUGCGCGGGGAGCCCUCCUGACGACGCCACGCGACGGUCUGCGAGUCGCCGAGCGUCGCAGGAGCGCACGGCGGAGUUGCUACAGCAGUCGUUCCGACCCAAGGCGCAGCCAUCCGCGCCCGCUCACGCCUGGACACCCAUUCCGGGGAUGCCUGAUAGCAGCGGCGGGAGCGAACGGCGGAGGGGCGCGAUGAGAAGCAGCAGCGGGCCGCGGGAGGGACGGUUUGGGGAUGAGGUGUCGCUUGCUGAGCAGGAGGCUCGGUUGAAGAAGAAGUACGGCGGGGCUCUGCCUAAGAAAAAAGGGCUGCUUUCCAAGGGCCACGAGAGGGCCUUCUUCGACUCCGCCGAGUGGGCCAUUCAAAAGCAAAAGGGCGCCAAGCCGGCAGCACCAGCAGAGCAGGGUCUACAGCCGAAGCUAGAGCCUACCCCACAUCAACCUCCCACGGGUCGUCGCUCUGGAUUGGCUGAGAAUGACUCGUGA
This is a messenger RNA of Closterium sp. Naga37s-1, 1488 nucleotides long. Lineage: Eukaryota; Viridiplantae; Streptophyta; Zygnematophyceae; Desmidiales; Closteriaceae. The record is from the annotation of a GenBank genome assembly.